Molecule: messenger RNA, 1097 nt
Organism: Arachis ipaensis
Lineage: Eukaryota; Viridiplantae; Streptophyta; Magnoliopsida; Fabales; Fabaceae
Product: RING-H2 finger protein ATL56
Source: RefSeq, a predicted model, not a curated record
CGACGUAUUAACAGGAAGAAUAAGAGAAACAGGAGGGAGAGCAGGAAGAAGCGUAACCAAUGUGCUACCGCAGCUUGAUUUAGAAUUUUAGAAUAGAAUACAGUUUCUCGUCUCCUUUGUUUUCUCCCUUAUCUCUGACUCUGUUUUCUCUCUACAUUCAUUCAUUCAUCUUCUCUUUCGCUUCUCUUCCCCCAUUGAAACAUCAACCAUGCCUCCUCAGCGUGAUUCCCUACCCAAACCCAACCCUAAUAUCUUAUCCUUCUUCCUCAAGCCAAUCAUCAUGCUCCUCCUUACCACCCUAUUCUUCCUCUUCCUUGGCUUCGCCGCUUUCAUCCUCCUUCACCUCUUCCUCAUCGGCGGCGCCCUCCACCGCCUCCGCUCCCGCCCCUACUCCUCCUCCUCCUCCCUCCACCCCUCCCCUUCCGACACCCUCUCCCCGCACCACCUCAGCAAGCUCCCCCACUUCCGCGUCUCUAGAGGAUCCCCAUACCCCGCUCCCGAUUCCCGCUGCGUCGUCUGCCUCGACGGCUUCCGCAACGGCCAGUGGUGCAGGAACCUCGCCGGUUGCGGCCACGUCUUUCAUCGGAGGUGCGUCGACACGUGGCUCGUCAAGGUUGCCGCUUGCCCCACAUGCCGGACACCUGUUCGAUUAAAUGCCGCGGUAAAAAGAGACGAUCACGGUCGCCAAUUAGGGACCUGUGCUACAGCUGACUCCAACGCGCUUCCCACUUCAUAGUUUUGGUGCAGGGUGCUACUUCAAGUAAGAGUGUCGUCUCUGAUUUGGCAGCUUUGUAAACAUGGGAUUAAAUUAAGAUGGAUCUACCGAGUCUUAACAGCCAAGUUGUUAACAGUGAAGAUGUACCCUCGAAAAAAUCCCACAGAAUAUUCCUGAUUUAUGGAUGUGCUUGACUCCACAGGGGCAUGUAACGGAUAUCUUUAUUAUCCCCUUUAAAUUGUACAGCUGCUAAUUUACUUUUUGGCCCUCGGAUUCCUUGUGUAUUAGUGUAUUUGGGCAUUCAUCUCUACACGGGAUGAGUAGCACCUUCCUAUCUAUUGCAUAUGAUUUCAUCAAAGGUAUUUGACGUCGUUGGAUCUUA